AUGUCAAUUGAACAAGGAAAAGCAUUACCAAUGAAUAAACGUCUUCUUAAACGUACACCAAGUCAAUCGGAUAUUGCUGCAUUUAAAGAUUUAACAAAAAUUGAUGCACUUACAACAUUACAAAAAUCAUUAAAUAAACUUGUAUUAACGGCUCCAUCUCAAACACAAAAAGAAGUUCGAAUUGAAUUCGAUGGAUUUGAACAAUUAUUUAAUCGUUAUUUACAUGAAGGUGUUGAUCAAUCAUCUAUUGAUUGGCAAGAAAUUCAACCACCACCAGAAGGAACAGUUAUUCCAUAUUCAAAAUUACUUGAAGUAGAUGUUGAUGAUGCAAAAAAUUUCUUAGAUAAAUUAAUUGUUGUUAAACUUAAUGGUGGUCUUGGUACAACAAUGGGUUGUCAAGGACCAAAAAGUGUUAUUUCAGUACGAAGUGACUUAACAUUUCUUGAUUUAACAAUUCAACAACUUGAACAACUUAAUCGUCAAUAUGAUUGUGAUGUACCACUUGUUUUAAUGAAUUCAUUUAAUACACAUGAAGAAACAGAAAAAGUUCUUCAAAAAUAUAGCCAUGUAUCAGUUAAAAUUUAUAAUUUUCAUCAAUCAAAAUAUCCACGUGUUGAUCGUGAAACAUUAUUACCUGUUGCAAUGAAUAUGACUAGCUCAGAAAAUGAAUGUUGGUAUCCACCAGGUCAUGGAGAUGUCUAUCAAUCAUUUUAUAAUUCGGGUUUACUUGAUCAAUUUAUUGAACAAGGAAAAGAAUAUAUGUUUUUAAGUAAUAUUGAUAAUCUUGGAGCAACUGUUGAUUUAUAUAUUCUUAAACAUCUUUUAACUGAUGAAACAAAACAUGAAUUUGUUAUGGAAGUAACAGAUAAAACACGAGCUGAUGUUAAAGGUGGUACUUUAAUUGAAUAUCAAGGAAAAUUACGUUUACUUGAAAUAGCUCAAGUACCAAAAGAUCAUGUUGACGAAUUUAAAAGUGUUUCUAAAUUUCGAAUUUUUAAUACAAAUAAUUUAUGGGUUAAUCUUCCAGCAAUUAAACGUAUUAUUGAAGAUAAAACAUUACAUAUGGAAAUUAUUGUUAAUCAUAAAGCAUUGGAUAAAGGUAUUAAUGUUAUUCAAUUAGAAACAGCUAGUGGUGCAGCAAUUAAAAGUUUUGAAGGAGCACAAGGUAUUAAUGUUCCACGUCGACGUUUCUUACCAGUUAAAACAACGUCUGACCUUUUACUUGUUAUGUCCAAUUUAUUUACACUUACUCGUGGUAAUUUAGUUAUGAAUAAACAACGUUCAUUUCCUACAGUACCACUUGUUAAACUUGGUACAAGUUUUAUUAAAGUUAAAGAUUUUCUAUCACGCUUUCAAAGUAUACCUGAUUGUCUCGAACUUGAUAGUCUUACAGUAUCUGGCGAUGUUACAUUUGGUAAAGGUGUUUCAUUGCGUGGUACGGUAAUUAUUAUUGCAAAUCAUGGUGAUCGAAUUGAUAUACCACCAGGUGCAAUUCUUGAAAACAAAAUCGUAUCGGGCAAUUUACGUAUUCUUGAACAUUAA
This is a messenger RNA of Rotaria sp. Silwood2, 1542 nucleotides long. The record is from the annotation of a GenBank genome assembly. Lineage: Eukaryota; Metazoa; Rotifera; Eurotatoria; Philodinida; Philodinidae.